This is a messenger RNA of Chenopodium quinoa (quinoa), 4436 nucleotides long. Its product is annotated as probable LRR receptor-like serine/threonine-protein kinase At1g74360. Lineage: Eukaryota; Viridiplantae; Streptophyta; Magnoliopsida; Caryophyllales; Amaranthaceae. Gene Ontology annotation, biological process: protein phosphorylation. The record is from RefSeq and is a predicted model, not a curated record. Gene Ontology annotation, molecular function: ATP binding; protein binding; protein kinase activity. The transcript is spliced from 2 exons. The coding region runs from base 913 to 4248 and encodes 1111 amino acids.
UUUGUAAAAUUUAUGCUUUGAUUAAGGAUUUUAAUUUACAAGUAUUGUAAUUAAAUUUGUUAAAAUCAAGAAUUGCAUACCGAUUAAGCCACUUCGUAUUUAAUUCUAUCAUAUAAAUAAGAUGACUAUUAUGUCGUUUUGAUAUAUCUAUAUUUUCUCUAAUUAUACUUGAGUAAUUGUUUUUGAUAAGGCUUCUUGUUCAUACCCCACACCCACAAAAAAGAAAAGAAACAAAAGUUACCUAACAUUGACGAAGAAAUUUCUUAGCUCAACUCCCAUAUUUUCAAACUUAGUUAAAACUUUAAUAUAGAAAGAAGAAGCAAAGAAAAUUACUCACACCAUAUAAACCACGUUCUAGAAUAGAGGUUUUUAUUUUUAACACCUUUUUUAUAGUCAUAUAUUUCAACUCAAUAACAAAACCGGCUCAUUUAAAAUAAAAAAACCGGUCUAGUCAAAAUGGGCGGCUCAUUCUACCCAUGACCCUUGCAAAAACUAUGACAUGAAAUAUAUUGUUACUUACUCCAUCAACCAUAUAUUAAAUUUUAUGAAAAUAAAAAAAUAAAUUUCAUAAAUAAGAAAAAAAAAAAAAAAAAAAAAAAACUUUAUUCCAUUUACUUUAGGAAACUACAUUAAUAAGCCAACCAUCUUACGCUUUUCUUUUUCCAUUUUGUUGACCACCAAGAAUUUAGUUCCUUGUUUGGUAUGGUACUCUUAUAUUUUCCCAACAUUUAUUUUAAUUUUUCUUGUAAAAAGUUCUAGUAAUAUAGCACAAAAUUCUCUCAUUUUUUCCGCCAUGAAAUCUUUUCAAUACUAUAACUAAGAAGGUUAAUAGGGUAAGAAAACGAGGACGAGGACAAGGGCAAGGACGAGGAGGACGACGAAGAAGAAAAAAGUGCAAGUAAUAAAUUGAUCAUGGUAGAAGAACAUUAUGACAAAUUGGUUCACCAUAGUUUCAUAAUUCCGCUAUUAUUUGUCCUCUUCCUUGUAUUUUCAGGCACAAUCACCAAAGCAGAUGCUCAAACUGAGGAAGCAGGAAGUGACAGAGUUAUUUUGCUGAAUUUGAAGUCAUUUUUGGAAGAAAAGAAUAAGGUGAACAGAGGAAAAUAUGCAGAUUGGAAUAAGUUCAGUUCAGACCACUGUAAUUGGUCUGGUGUAGCCUGUAAUCCCGGUACACGUCGAGUCACCGGAAUCGAUUUAUCAAAGAGUAGCCUGAAUGGGGAGAUAUCAGGGAACUUCUCAGGAUUGUCAGAACUCAGUUCUGUUGACCUGUCAGGGAAUACCUUAAGCGUGAUUCCUAGUGAUUUGAGUGGGUGUAAAAGCCUUAAGCACCUUAAUUUGUCACAUAAUACACUUAAGGGGGAGCUGAAUUUAACUGGUUUGAGUAGCUUGGAGGUGUUAGAUUUGUCAUUGAAUAGUAUUGGUGGCGAAAUUCGGGCUAGUUUCCCUGCAAUAUGUAGCAACUUGAGGGUCUUGAACAUUUCUACUAAUAAUUUUACAGGGACUAUUGAUGGGUGUUUUGAUGGGUGUUCGAAGUUGGAGUAUGUUGAUCUUAGUGCAAAUAAUUUUUAUGGAAAGGUCUGGCCUGAUUUCGCUAGGCUGAAGGCAUUCGACGUUGGGGAGAAUGAGUUUUCGGGGUUGAUUGUUCCCGAGUUAUUUGAGGGUAACUGCAGCUUGGAGACCUUAGACUUGUCAGAAAAUAAUUUUACAGGGAAUUUUCCUGAUGAAAUUUCCAAGUGCAAAAACUUGUCUACCUUGAUCUUAGGUGGGAACAAUUUCACUGGGAGUGUUCCUGAUACUUUCGGGUCGAUUCCUAACCUUCGAGUGUUGAUUCUUGGAGGAAAUAACUUCACAAGGCAGAUACCAGAAACACUACUGCAGUGCAGAAAUCUGAAGUUUCUGGAUCUUAGCAGGAAUGCUCUUGGCAAUGAUAUACCGCCAAUUCUUGGGAGAUUUACUCAGCUGCAAGUUCUGGUGUUACAUGGGAAUUCCUUCACCAGAGGGUUGAAUUCUUCUGGGAUUUUAAUAUUGCCUAACAUUCAGAGAUUAGACCUCAGCUACAAUAACUUUUCAGGUCCUCUUCCUGUUCAGAUCUCGAAGAUGGUUAGUUUGCAAUUCUUAGACUUUGCUUAUAACAAUUUUACAGGGAAAAUUCCCUCUGAAUAUGGAAGUCUUAAUCAGCUUCUAGCCCUUGAUCUCUCAUUUAACAGAUUAACUGGUUCUAUCCCACCAAGUUUGGGGAAGUUAACUUCCCUUCUUUGGCUUAUGCUCGCGAAUAAUUCCUUAACAGGUGAAAUUCCACCUGAGUUGGGAAACUGCAGCAGCUUGUUAUGGCUGAAUUUAGCUAAUAACAAACUUUAUGGGAAACUCCCAACUGAACUGACAAACAUUGGGAGCAAUCCUAUGCCUACAUUCAUGUCGAAUAGACGAGGAAAUCUUGUUCCCGGCUCAGGGGAGUGUUUGGCAAUGAGGAGAUGGAUACCUGAAAAGUACCCUCCUUUUAGUUUUGUGUACAGUUUGCUUACUAGAAAGAGUUGUAGAAAUGUAUGGGACAGGAUACUAAAAGGGUAUGGUCUAUUUCCAAUUUGCAAACCCGGCUCAAAAGUUCAGACAUUGCAGAUUUCAGGCUAUCUUCAGCUGACAGGAAAUCAAUUUUCUGGUGAAUUACCUUCUGAAAUUGGUAAUAUGAAGAACUUUAGCAUGCUGCAUUUUGCUGAGAAUAACUUUAAUGGUGCUUUGCCCUCAGACAUUGAGAAAUUGUCCCUUGUUUUUCUAAACGUAUCGAGGAAUAAUUUCUCAGGCACAAUUCCUAUGCAAAUUGGAAACGUCAAGUGUCUGCAAGACCUUGAUUUGUCCUGGAACAACUUCUCAGGUAUUUUUCCUACGAGUUUGAGCGAUUUGGAUGGGCUGAACAAGUUCAAUAUCUCUUUCAAUCCACUCAUUUCCGGUGUAAUCCCUUCUACCGGGCAACUAGCAACGUUUGAGAAGAGCUCUUACCUUGGUGAUCCUCAAUUAGUCCUUCCAUCUUUUAUCCAAAGUCCCACAAACUCAUCCAAGAAUAAUGAACGAUCUCACAGUUUUCGAUCAGUUGCAAAGAUAGCAACCUCUUUAGUCAUUGCAAUAUUGGUUCUUGUCUUGUUAAUAUGUGGUGUGCUCUCAGUCUUAGUCUACAACUUUGUAAAAAGUCCGUCAGAAAAACCAUCAUUGUAUCUCUUAAAAGACACCAAAUGCCGGCAUGAUAGUUCUUCUUGCUCGAGCAGCUCUUCCUCACCUUGGAUGUCAGAUGCCAUCAAAGUCAUUAGGCUCGACAAAACAGCAUUCACACACUCUGAUAUCCUGAAAGCAACAGGAAAUUUCUCUGAAGACAGAGAGAUUGGGAGAGGAGGGUACGCGACAGUUUAUAAAGGAGUCUUCCCUGAUGGAAGAGUAGUUGCUGUGAAGAAGCUACAGAGAGGAGGCAUUGAAGGAGAACGAGAAUUCCGAGCAGAAAUGGAAGUCCUUACACAGCAAGGUGUCAACUGGCCUCACCCAAAACUUGUCAACCUCUAUGGUUGGUGCCUUGAUAAGGCUGACAAAUUGCUGGUGUAUGAGUACAUGGAAGGGGGGACCUUAGAGGAUCUCAUCUCAGACAGAACACGGCUAAAAUGGAAAAAGCGAGUUGAGAUUGCAAUCGAUGUAACUCGUGCCUUAGUCUUCCUCCAUCAUGAGUGCUACCCUUCAAUAGUGCAUAGAGAUGUGAAAGCAAGCAAUGUACUAUUAGACAGAAACGGAAAAGCUAGAGUCACAGAUUUCGGUCUAGCAAGAAUGGUUGAUGCAGGGGAGACUCAUGUCACAACCACAGUUGCCGGGACAGUAGGGUAUGUUGCACCUGAAUAUAGCCAAACAUGGCAAGCAACAACCAAAGGCGAUGUUUACAGCUUUGGAGUAUUAGCCAUGGAGCUCGCGACAGGUAGGAGGGCAGUAGAUGAUGGGGAGGAGUGUCUGUUAGAGUGGGCAAGAAGAGUCAUGAAUAAAAAUAAUCAGCUAGGAUUAGAUCAUUCCACAAUCCCGGGGCUCGUAGUAGGACCAGGGAAAAAUGAAGGUGCAUCACAGAUGGGAGAACUGCUAAACAUCGGAAUCAAAUGUACUUCAGAGGCACCUCAAGCGCGGCCUAACAUGAAGGAGGUAUUGUCAAUGCUGGUUAAAAUCUUAGGCUAUGAAGGAGAUAUCUGUAAGGAGUUAGAUUAUGUUUCUGUAGUUUGUGAUGUAUAGGACUUCAGUUUUGAGUUAAAAAAAAAAGUGUUCAUAAUUUUAGAGGUUUCUGUUUUGGUUUUACAGUCAGACACACAGAAUAGGUACAUACAGUACAUAGGAUUACAUGUAAUCAUUUUUCUUGUACACAUCUAAUUCAUUGUUUUCAAGAAUAACACUAAUAAAACUGGGAGAAAUUGUUUUUCUUC